GCAUUUUACACUGCGACUCAAGGAAGGGACUCCAUUCGAGCUUUGUUGUUAUUAUUCUGAGCUAACUGUCAGCCAAAAAGCCACCUGUUCUAAACCUAAACGACAACAUGUCUUCAGAUUUUGAAGCCUACGAGCAGGACUUUGGAACUGUUACAGCAGAAAUAACUAACAAAAUUGGCAGAAUUCCUAAACUAAGUGGAGAGGAGAAGACACAGCUGGUUCUAAAUGUUGACAAACAGCUUGAAGAAGUCAGAGAGUUGCUGGAGCAGAUGGACCUGGAGGUGCGGGAGAUUCCCAUCCAGAGUCGAGCCAUGUACAACAGCAGACUGAAGAGCUACAAGCAGGAAAUGGAGAAGCUCGAGAAGGACUUUAAAAGGUCACGUAUUGCCUACAGUGAUGAGGUGCGCAACGAACUCCUGGGGGAUGACGCCAGCUCCUCCGAGAGCCAGUUGAUAAAGUUACGUGAAGAGAGAGCACAUCUGUUGGACAACACAGAGAAGCUGGAAAGGUCAUCACGGAGACUGGAGGCCGGCUACCAGAUAGCAGUAGAAACUGAACAAGUGGGUCAGGAGAUUCUUGCCAACCUUCACAGUGACCGUGAGAAGAUCCAAAGAGCCAGAGAAAGACUGAGAGAAACAGACGCCAACCUGGGCAAGAGUUCUCGCGUCCUUACUGGCAUGCUGAGAAGGAUCAUCCAGAAUCGUAUCCUGGUCUUCAUCCUCGGAGCCAUCAUCCUUCUCACCAUCAUCCUGGCCAUCUAUUUCAAUCUGCGAGGCCACUGAUCUUCCCAGUACACACCCCUCCCCACCCUGACACAAAUACAAACACACACACGUGAUUAAUAGCGACAAAAGCGUUGUUCUGCUGUAAUUAGGACAAAUGGUCCCCAUGAAUCACUGUUUCCAAAGCUCGACAGGGAGCUUUUUUCCGUCUUCUUCUCCUUUUCUGUUUGCUCUCUCCUCCUCUCUUUCUUUACCUCUGUACCUUUUUUUUCUCCACUUUGCACCUCUCUUUCUCUUUCUUUCUUCUUUUUCUUUUCUCCUCUUCAGCUUUGUCCUCUCUCUGUCAGGCUCUCUUACAUCUCCAGGGACAAGAAUGAGGGGAGAUGUUUUUAAGAUAGUUAAUACUUUUCAAGGUGUCAUCCUCAGUGUAUUUAGCAGCUCAUCUUGUCCCCAAGUGAACAAGGCCUGGGGAUUUUUUGUAAGUCGAAGCGGAUUCAGACAUGUAGAUUUUCUUUUUCUGUGAAGGAGGCGGGCCCAGUGUUAUUCCGGGUUUAUGUAUGGAUGCAUGAGAGACAGAGAGAAAGAGAGCUAUAAGAGCGCUGUGCACAUGUAUGUAUGUUCGCACAUGUGCACGAGCGAGUCAUUGAUUGGGGGACCCACACUGUGUUUGUUAUUAACACCAACAGUAGACACACAUACUGUAGUAUGUAUGAGCUUCUGUAACUAAAUGAUUCAGCUGUUUUUCAUGUAGCCCUGGCACAGCAAAGAGAGCAGUGCCUUCAGAUAAGAUAUGCUGUACACACUCCUUCUUUAAAAAGCUCAGCAGAGCCCAAAAUAGACAAGUGGCGCUACCUUGAAAAGAGAGGAUGCACAUAAAAAGGUUGAGGUCAGUUCAGUCAAUCAAUGUGAAAGUUAAUUUUUAUCAAGAAGAAAUGGUUUAUUUUGAAUUAUUGCAUUUAGGAACAGAUAUAUGAACCUUUCAAGACAGUUGGGAGAUUGAAAAAAUAAAAUAAAACAAAAUGUACUCUUUUAAUAUGUUUUUAAUACAAAAGGGAACUGACCCCAAUCUUGACAAAUACAAUACAGAGAAAGGUACAAUUCCCCUGGAGCCCCAAACACAGAUUUCCAGAGCUAAACCUCAUUAACUUUUUAGCAUAACUGCCAUUGUAGGUAAUUAAAAGCAUCAUACUGUAUGUACUAACAUUUAGAUCUACAUCAUGAAUAGUGUUUUGAUCUCAAUACAAGUGAUUCUGUUACUAUUUAUUUAUAAAUGCAUAAAUGAGAUUUCAAUUAAAGUUUCUGUGCUAGAACUGUAUAUUUUAUUAUUUCAUGAAGUUUAUAGGUAUUCAGAAUUAACAUUGACUGCAUUCUUUUGUUUUUCUUGAUUUUGGGUGUUCAGAGAUUAGACUAAAUGCAGACUGCAUUCAGCACCAACUUAAAUGUGUAGUUUUCUAGCUUUGUGUCUUAAAGGUUUUAUUUUUCUUCUGUUCUUAUAAAUGGAUCUAAUUUGUUUUAGAAUCGUUUUUUUUUUGUUUUGUUUUUUUUUUGUUUUUUUUUGUUCUAUAUUUUCUCUGUCAAGUUCUAAAGAUUUUGAUGCGGUCCUGGUUUCUGUGUUUAUCGGUACACUGACUGAUGAUGUGAUACAUUUGCAGGUGUUUAAGAAGUGUGUGCAUGAGCUUACUGCUAUUCAAUUCUUCAGGGGAAAGCCAUUCUUCAGGGGGACUUGGGGAAAUCUAAAUUUUAGACCAUACUUGGACAAUUUCUGAAGUUGAGACUAUUGAAGGUAAAGUCGUGCCCGCUACAAACACACACACACUUACACACACAGGAGCAGAGUACUGGAUUGUGCAUGUGUCUCCUGUGGCUGGUGUGGUGGUUCCCGGCGAGGACAUUUGCUAUUCUGUUUUAGGGCCACGGUCUUCAUUUUCGAAGAUGCAGGGGUGUCUGGGUGUUGAACACCCCCACCACCCCAAUACACAUAUAGAGACACACACACACACACCCUCCUAGCAACCACCAUUUCACAGGCCCUCACCAGCCGCAGCUCCACAGUCUGCUUCAAAGCCUCAAAUUAAUGGCCAACAAAAUAGUGUGCCUCUGACCGUCCCAUGCGGGGCCGACCCACCAAGACUUAUCAUUAAAGACAAGGAAUAAUGAAAAAAGGAGGGAGAAGGAAGGAAGUGA
Xiphias gladius (swordfish) is the source of this 2906-nucleotide messenger RNA. It is a transcript of the gene vti1a, whose product is annotated as vesicle transport through interaction with t-SNAREs 1A. Bases 108 to 782 code for a protein of 224 amino acids. Gene Ontology annotation, biological process: vesicle fusion with Golgi apparatus; retrograde transport, endosome to Golgi; intracellular protein transport. Gene Ontology annotation, cellular component: ER to Golgi transport vesicle membrane; endoplasmic reticulum membrane; late endosome membrane. Gene Ontology annotation, molecular function: SNAP receptor activity; SNARE binding. The record is from RefSeq and is a predicted model, not a curated record. The transcript is spliced from 9 exons. Lineage: Eukaryota; Metazoa; Chordata; Actinopteri; Istiophoriformes; Xiphiidae.